Messenger RNA from Phragmites australis (common reed), 1846 nucleotides. RefSeq lists its product as uncharacterized. The record is from RefSeq and is a predicted model, not a curated record. The transcript has 8 exons. Lineage: Eukaryota; Viridiplantae; Streptophyta; Magnoliopsida; Poales; Poaceae. Bases 51 to 1277 code for a protein of 408 amino acids.
GUCUACUGGACACCCCUCUGCUGACAAGGAAUAAAAUACAGCAGCGGAAAAUGCUGGCUGCUCCUCCCGCCGCCUCCAUCCGUGCCCUCGCCUUCCACCGCCGCCUCCCACUUCCCCACCCCUUGCUCCUCCCGCCGCGGUCGCCUCCCCGCCUGGGCCCCGCCCCCGCGCGCUCCCUCAUGGCCUUCUCCGCCGAGCCGGCGGGCGAAGAGAAGGCGGAAGCGGAGGAGGAAGCCCUCCCCGCCACCGCCGCCGGCGUUGUGGCCGGGGACGGGAGCGAGGUGAGCACGGAGGAAUGGCGGCGCUGGGGCACAUCCUCACCGCUCCCCGCCACGGUGUCCGCCGUCGUCCGCGAGCUGCUCGAGAUGGAGGCCGCCGCCGGGGAGAAGAUGCGCUUCGGCGGCGUCGGCUCCAAGCUAAAGGGUGAUUUCAAAGACAUGGAGGACAAGAAGCACAGGGCUGUCUACGAGACGCUUGCUGAUUCCGACAAGAAGCUGCAGUAUUUCUCCGCUCGGCAGAUCGGUUGCCGUUUGCUAGGCAGUAGAGGGUAUCUGUGCCAGAAGUGUUGGCUACCAAUGGAAGACUGUAUGUGCACAAAGCUUCUUCCUUGCAAUCUUUGGAGGGGGAUGAAAUUCUGGCUCUAUAUGCACCCAAAGGAUUUUUUGCGCCAAAAUAACACCGGGAAGUUACUUUGGCAAGUAUUUGGCAUCCAAGCUGCACAGUUAUGUCUCUUUGGUAUCCAAGAGCAUGAAGAUAUCAUGUGGGAAGCAUUCCAGCGUUCAGGAAAGGCAAAGAUCGCAUUUCUGUAUCCAAACAAGAGUACAAUCCCCAAGUCUGUCAAAGACCUCAAAUUUGAUGGUUUGACCUUGACUUCUGACCUUCAUGAGAGGGCUUCACAAGAUGAACCUUUUAACUUUGUUUUGCUUGAUGGUACCUGGAGCAAUUCUGCUGCACUGUACAGGAGGUUAAAGGAGAGAUGGACUGCAACUUGGGGAGAGGAAGAUAUACCUUGUAUCUCACUAUCUGCGCUGACUGCUUCAGUGAUGCAUAAACUACGACCUCAGCCAGCAUGGGAUCGUACCUGCACUGCAGCAGCUGCAGCUGGUCUCCUCUGGGAAUUGCAUAUGCGUCCUGAUCUCAGUGCGUUUGAGUUGGAAAAGCAAGCUGAGGCAGUGGAAUGCUCAUUGGAUAUCUUGUUAGAUGCUCUCACUGCCCGACGGGUUCGCCUGGGCCGAUCUAUAACUCGAAAAGAGAGACAUAAUAGGAACUGCAUAUAGUGAAAGAAGAACUUGAUAGCAGAGGAAAACAUGAUAUGCCUGGAAGGCUGAGUUCACUCUUUUUGUUGAAUUGGACAGCUGAUCAGAUAGUUAAAGCGCUUUUUCUUUCCUUUUUAGGUCACUACUUCUUCACUUCAUUGUUGUACCUUUUUUGUUAUGGUAGCUGAUGUGAGAUGUUACUGCUAAAGCGUGAAGAAUGUUCUUUUUGGCAACAAACUGAUACGAAAACUACACCUAUAUGUAUGUAGCUGUCCUGUGAUAUUAGAAGCAGACUGAAAGGACAAGUGCAAAGGUUGGCACAGAUGUGUAUUAUUGGCGCUUGGAGGCUGUUCCGAGAAGUAUGAAGUCAGCGUUGCAGAAUUAACUUAUAUGAGCUUUGUUCAGGAUGAGAUCGUGGGUAAAAAUUUGCAGUUUCAAAUUGUGUGAGGUGUAUAAGUUUUCCUUCUCAUUUUGCUGCACAUCUACAGCGUUACAGCCAUUCAUUAUCGUUUGGAUUGAGGUCUUAAAUGCAAGUUCAAGGCCGUAUGAUCCUGAGCUGCAGGACAUGCAGUCUGCUUAUCUGCACAUCA